CAGGGCGUACUCGAUCUGCACGCAAGGUGUGUGACUUACAGAUGCACCAACUAAUACAACUCAAUGCAAGAAACUAUUUGUUUCUAUACUUAAAACAAGGACAGGAUGGGUCCCAAAACAUUGCUGUAUCUUUCUACGGUGUUGUGUUUGCUUAACGCAGGAAGGAUAGUGUUAGCCGUAACGGCCGAGCCACCAACGCUAGCUGCAGAGAUAUUAACUCCAGAGUCGGAUCGUCAGGAGGGCGGGGAACUUCAUAUGAAGUGUACCGCAACUAACUAUGAUUUCAAGAUUUACACCUUGGAAUGGCAGAAGGACAAUAUUACUUUAAGACGCAAUGAAGAAACCAACACAUCCGACCCAAGGUUUAACUUCUCUACCAUACAUGACAUGCAUAUAGUAACCACUGAAUUACUGGGUAUAACUGAUUUAUAUCAGAAUGACUCCGGUACGUAUACGUGCAAUGUCGUCCUCAAAGAGACAAAUAGUAGCAACAUUGUAUCCUCAGUGCAGGUAAUGUUAUCCGUGUUUUACCUCCCCUUUCCUGUAUGCUCACCAGGAAACAUUUCAGUAGCCGCUGGAACGGAGUUAAAGCUACAAUGCUCAUCAGAGGUCGGUAACCAACAAGUUAAUAUAACGGUGUACCAGUUACAAACUAAUUCAAGUGUAUUUACAUGGUCAAAUGAAUCAUGUGAUGGUGAUACAAUAAUAUUGAGGUCUAACCUGACAGCAAACAUGACCAAUAAUGGAAUAACAUUCAUCUGCAUCGUUACUUCCCAGGUCUCUCCAUAUAUUAAUUGUUCCUGUUACAUUGGACCAAUUACUGUAGCAGAAUUAUCAAUGACGACUGAUACAACCCCACCAAUUAAUAACAAAACAACGAAAGCACACACACCCGGUAGAAACUCGGCAAUCAUUGGAAGUACGGCAGCUGCAGGGGUUAUCUUAAUCAUCCUCAUCAUAAUUCUUAUAAUACUCUGCCUGAGACGAGGCCUCUUUAACAAGAAACAGUCUUCUGAGAACAACACAAACCCAACGUCUACUGCCCACUUAGCCUCUCCUCUAGACAAGAUGGCGGAUUUGAGACGCACCAUGCAGAGAGUAGUGAAGCAGGCUCAUACACAGGUCCGGUAUCUGGACAUACUGAGCGACACUCAAGCACAACUUGUCCACGACGAGCAGAAGAACCUGAGUCUGGUCUGA
Messenger RNA from Asterias rubens (European starfish), 1200 nucleotides. RefSeq lists its product as uncharacterized. Bases 106 to 1200 code for a protein of 364 amino acids. NCBI's taxonomy places the organism in Eukaryota, Metazoa, Echinodermata, Asteroidea, Forcipulatida, Asteriidae. The transcript has a single exon. The record is from RefSeq and is a predicted model, not a curated record.